AUGUCCGUCGACGAAGAGCGUUUAUUGCUCGGAGCCGACGCCGGACCGAGCGCAUCGAACGAAGAGACGGCGUCAAGAGGUCGCGAGCGACGAUUUCCAUCACCCAGGGUGUUAGGCGCGGCGUGCGCCGCGGCGGCGCUCGCGCUCGUCGUCGUCGUCUCCUCGCGCUCGCGCUUCGGUGAACACGCGACGACGAGCGCGAUUUCAUCGCUCGGUGCGUCGGGAGGGUGGUUAUCGACGACGAAGAGGGAUGAAGACCGACGCGUAGAAUCUCGCCUGGGUGUUGAACGGCGAGACGGACCGCGCGACGUCGCGUCGUGGUUGGGCGAACCGGAACCCGUGUACGAGCUAGAGCGGGCGUACACGCGAGAUGGAUCGACGACGUCGUCGUGGACGCUCGUGAUCGGAGACGAGAGCGAACUUUGGAAGAUUCCGGUGUGCAAGCGCGGUGGCGGGUAUCGGGUGGGUAACGCGGUGAAGCGCGUCGGACGCGGCUGGGUGGAGGCGCGUAUCCGCGUGCUUAGCGAGCCGGAAUCGUACAAGACGACGCUGUUGUACGAUUUUUUGAUGUCGAGGGUCGAGGGGACGAAAGCGUUCGCGGCGGCGGUGGUGGCGCGUGAACGCGAACGCGGGACGCUCUCGCGGAGCGCCAUGGGCGCGGCGCUCCAGCGAAGUGUUGUGAUGCCGAUGCGUCUGUCGGACAAGGCAAGAUUCGUGGAAUCAAAUGAGCGCACGAUUAUUGAUUCUGCGCUAGAUUACCGACGAGCAAAGUGCCCGCAGACGUGCGAAAAGUUCGUCAUCGCUGUGUCGCUCGUAUGGGGCGGGGACGAAGUCGGCCCAGGUGGGGAGUUUGCGUACGACGUUCACGAGUACAAGGAGUCGAUUCGCGUCUUACAAUCGAUGCUUACGUACGCCAAGGAAAAGUUCCCUGCGGAUUUUGAGCUCAAUUUUGCGGUGACGUCGGACGCGGACGACGCGCUCACGCUCCUUGCGUAUGCGCCGAAUCUGAUGUCCAACCCGCUCGACUCGGCGAGCACCAUCAUCGAGCUCGCGCAAGGCGUCAACGCCCUGAUCAACACCGAGCACGGCGUCGAAAAUUUAUUGCAGUAUCACGACGAGGUAUUGGCGAAGAGACAAACGGAUGCGAGCGCGAUCAACGCCGAGCUUGGGUUGCUCGCUCGGAUCCGCAACGUCGUCGAGCGCGCGCGCGGCGUCUUCGCCACCGACGACUCCAAGGUCUUCGUCGCGAACUGGCUCCAAGUCGCGUGCAAGAGGUUAAAGUUGAAUCCCGAGGAGGUGCCGAACGAGGUUCUGACCCACAGACUCUCCCAAGACGUCCUGAUUGACGCUUUGUGGAGCGAAAGAGACGUCCACAGACGAGGCGUCCGCGUCGACGGACGCGUCUCCACCGAAGCCCACCGUCCCGAUAGAGUCACUCGAACGGUGCGAAGGUUCGUUUUGGAUCACGAUCAAGACGAUCGCGACGACGCGCGUGCCGACGACGGCGCGUGA
Ostreococcus tauri is the source of this 1512-nucleotide messenger RNA. RefSeq names its product Nucleotide-diphospho-sugar transferase. The coding region runs from base 1 to 1512 and encodes 503 amino acids. NCBI's taxonomy places the organism in Eukaryota, Viridiplantae, Chlorophyta, Mamiellophyceae, Mamiellales, Bathycoccaceae. The transcript has a single exon. The record is from RefSeq and is a predicted model, not a curated record.